Messenger RNA from Phragmites australis (common reed), 1992 nucleotides. RefSeq lists its product as uncharacterized. The transcript is spliced from 5 exons. Bases 1040 to 1633 code for a protein of 197 amino acids. The record is from RefSeq and is a predicted model, not a curated record. NCBI's taxonomy places the organism in Eukaryota, Viridiplantae, Streptophyta, Magnoliopsida, Poales, Poaceae.
UUUUCCCUCGCAAACUUGUUUGUCUGUACGCUAGACCCCGUUCGUGCAGCUACACCGAGUGAUAAAUCAAACAGAUUUUUUCUUGUCUUUUGCCCUCUUCCAACCAGUCCUCUUUCUCAAAAUUUGCAGCUUUGCCUCAGAAUUUUUCGUCUUAUUCUGCAGGCUGCAGACUGCAACUGCAGAGAUUCCACUCCUUGCCUGUGAAAAGGAAAAGGAAGAAAAAAAGUUUGAGCGAGGCGACGGGAGCAGCGUCGGCUUUGUAGGGAGAGGCCGCAGGAGUGCGUGCAGGGGCUUGGUGUCCUGCUGGGGGUCGAGGGCUCCUUUUGUAGCCUAGCAUGGCAUGGGAAUCGCGUCGAUUUCAGUUAGGGUUUAGGCGGCGGCGCGAGCUAAUCUCGAUUCCAUUUGGCUCUGAAUCGUCGUUUAAACUUGGGGAUAAGGGUCGAAAUUGGAAGAGGAGUCCUUCCCGAGUUUAUCCAUGAGCUUCUGGACGAUCUUCCCUCGUAGUCAAGGCAGAUUUGGCUGAGGAAUGCUCAGCCGGUUUGGAGUCGUUUUCGGAUGGGAAUCGUACCGUCGCGAGGUGGAUGAUGGACCUGACCGGCGGGCCCGGUGCUGCAGCGAUCGAGAGAGCAGAGGGGGCAGGUGUGUAUGUGGGCUGCGGACCGGGGUGUUUGUCUGUACGCUAGACCCUGUUCGUGCAGUUACAGUGAUCAGUCAAGCUUUGCCCUCUUCCAACCAGUUCUCUUUCUCUCUUUCUCAAUUUGCAGCUUUUUUUCGCCCCCGUUCGCCCCCAUUUCUGCCUUGGAAUUUUUCGUCUUAUUCUGCAGAGAGAUUCAACUACUUGCCUGCGAAAAGAAAAAGAAGAAAAAAAAUUUUUGUUCAAAAGAACAGAAAAGAAUGUGUUCUGCUUGACUGAAAGUUUCAAAAGAAAACGACAACCAAAAGAGAAGGGAAAAAAAUCCCAUAUAAAGCCUCCGUCUCGCUAGGCUUCCUCCACCGUUGCCUAGCUCUCCUCUCCCUCGCUUGCAUCUCCCUCGGCAAGAUGGAUGGAGGCCAGGCUGCAGCCGAUGCCCAGCGCGCGCGAGAGGUGUACACGCACGGUGUUUCGAAGGUGAAGGCGGUCCACAACCCACCGCUGGUGCUCAUGCUGAUGCUGUAUCCCUCGCUCCUGGCAUUCUCGAUGGCGGCGCGCAAUGCGAAUUUUGCGCUCCUCAUCCCCACCCCCACCACUCCAGGCGCUCCCUCUGCCGCUCUCCACGGAGACGAUGACCAGUGGGAGAGACCCCUCUUGUACCGUACCAUAGUGUGUUUCGUCGCCAUCAUCUUCGACCACAUCUACCUUCUCGUCAAACUCAUGGUCCGAGGCCCCGCCGGUGUUGGUGCCCCAAGGAUGACGCGUGCCUUCGCUUGGUUUCCGCCCAUUGCCUUCUGGAUGACGACGUCGGCGUUCUUCUACAACUACGUUACCCUCGCUCGCUAUGGCGCAAGCAUAAAGGAGUGGUUCGCAGCGGGAUGCUCUUCCGGGAUCAUCCUACUCAUUACCAUUGUUGUUGUGCUGACAUCUGUUCCGGUGGAGAGGGUUAUGCAUCUGCGCGAGGAAGCCGAACCCGUUCCAGCGGCGCAUCAGCAGGUCUGAGGGCUGUCUGAGAGCACUGACGCAAACCCGUUUUGGAAAAACACAUGUUAGGACCGCUAGGUUUGAGUUACCGAACAAUAGCAAACCUUUUUUUGGAAAAACACAUAGCAUCUGAGUUGGAUUAGCCUGAAAUCUACGAAUUUGCAGAGUCAUUCAGUUAGUUGUUUGCUUCAGUUUCAGAAUUUGUUAGAGUUCAGAGCAUAAGCCGCAAAUGUGUGCGAGCUAUGCGCGUCCUGGGUGCCGCAUGAUCUGCUCGUGGGAUGGCACGAGGUGACCGGAUCGUGAGGAGCAAGUUCUUACUAUUUUGAUAUGCAGAACAAUUGCAUAGUUAUGCAUAAGCCUGAAAUCUAUUCCCCCUA